AACUUUCAACCAUCUCUCUCAAAAAUAAAAAUAAAAAUAAAAAAAUAAUUCCAUAAGAGAGAGAAGGUUGUUCUUUUUUGAGAGAUCCAAGAAAUAUGGGUGCUUGUGCUAGUGUACCCAAGGCAAUGAAGGAUGAAGCCACCGCUAAACCACUCCCGGAACAACCCAAGGAAGAAAAAACCGCCACCGAGGUUGUGGCGGAGAAAUCUGAGAAGGUAGACGCCAAGGUGGAAGAACCGGCCGAAAAGAAACCGGAUGGCGUUGAUGAGAAGAAAGAAGAAAAAAAUGAUCUCAAGGUGGUAGAGAAAGAGAGUGAGGCACCUAAAGAAGAGUCUAAAGAGGAGAUCAGCCAAUCCAACGUAGUAGAAAAAGAAAAUGCCAAAGUUGAGGUGAUUUCGGCUUCGGACACUGUGACGUCUAAGCCAGAAAAGAAAGAAGAAACUACUGAAAAUCAGAAAAAAUCUGAAAUUGUCGAGGAAAAGAAGUGAUGACUUUAGAACAUGGUUUUCCGUUAGCUGAUUUCUUAGGGAAACUUAAUUCUUUUUUAAUGUUUUAAGCGAAUGAUUGUUGAUGUUACAAGAUGUUUGUACGUAUGAUAUUUGAUUGGUCUAUUUUUAAAUUUUAAUU
Messenger RNA from Olea europaea var. sylvestris, 627 nucleotides. Its product is annotated as ATP-dependent RNA helicase mak5-like. Bases 96 to 488 code for a protein of 130 amino acids. The record is from RefSeq and is a predicted model, not a curated record. The transcript has 2 exons. Lineage: Eukaryota; Viridiplantae; Streptophyta; Magnoliopsida; Lamiales; Oleaceae.